AUGAAAUUACUACCAGUACUUGUUCUUAUCCAACUCACACUUUCCCAUUCUUUACCAUCUCCUAUCCGUUCAGCCGACUAUGAAGGACCGUGGAUCCGUCGAGUAAGAUCAAAUCCAUCCAUACCCCCAUCAUCGAAAGGUGGACGUAUCGUGAAAGUGUUCGGAUACACCAUACAUGUCCCGCCCUUUGUAGAUUCUAUGAUUGCUGCGGUAAAAAACUUCUUCGUCGGUCCGUCAGGUGUCAUCACUCGGAUCAAGAACUUUUUGCAAGGAAAUAGCAAAGUAUCGGCGAAAUUCUUUGGACGAAAGGUCGACUUCCAAGCGAAUGUACCGCUGUCGGCUGAAGAG
Molecule: messenger RNA, 348 nt
Organism: Cooperia oncophora
Lineage: Eukaryota; Metazoa; Nematoda; Chromadorea; Rhabditida; Trichostrongylidae
Source: the annotation of a GenBank genome assembly